This is a messenger RNA of Paramacrobiotus metropolitanus, 3223 nucleotides long. RefSeq names its product extended synaptotagmin-2-like. Bases 489 to 2828 code for a protein of 779 amino acids. NCBI's taxonomy places the organism in Eukaryota, Metazoa, Tardigrada, Eutardigrada, Parachela, Macrobiotidae. Gene Ontology annotation, molecular function: lipid binding. The record is from RefSeq and is a predicted model, not a curated record. The transcript is spliced from 6 exons. Gene Ontology annotation, biological process: lipid transport.
UUGCAGUUGCCGGCAGUGACAAACACCAAUAUUUAUUUAUAACUGAUAGCAUCGUGUGUUUAAAUUCAAUUCACAUAUCGAACGGGAGCCCUUCCGCCCACUAAAAACUGGUUUUCUGAAUUAGGAGACAAAAAUAUGUUGCACUUAUAAUCGUUUCCGUUACUUCCGCCUAUAGUGUCUGUCGGCUCAGGCCGCAUUCUGUUAAAAUGUUGUACAUUAAGACUUAAGUAGAUGAUUUCGUUCAUUUCGUGAUCGCAUGGGCCAUUUUGCCGCGCUAGCUGUUUCCCGUCGCUAGUCCAUGAAGCCCGGGGUCUUGCAUUUGUUGAUUUGCACAAUAAUGCAUCACACCAGAAUGUAAAGCACUCGUCUGUCAUUUGUAUGCACAGCCUGGAAUUCAUUGUUGUUUGGCUGCAGUCGCGUCUAAGUUUGCAAACUGCAGAAGAUUCCUCUUUUUGCCCUUUACGCCAGUUGUCCUUACGAUAGCCAAGAUGUCGUCAAAAAAAGUCAUGGAGAACAUACCACUCAACUUCCCGUUACUAUCCUCGCUGCCAUUCUUUAGUGCCACGGCAGUUGCUUUCGUUUGCCAGAUCAUUGUUAUGUGCUUGGCAUGGUUUGUUGGACGAACCCAGUUCAGCUUGUGGUGGAUUUUUCUGGGAGCACUCAUGUGGUGGCUUGCGAUUCGAAGCAAAGAAAAAGCGCAGAACAUGCGGCGAGCUUAUGAUGGAUUGCAGAAUAACGAUCAAAAAUUUAUUCGGGAUAGAGUCGAGGAAUUGCCCAGCUGGGUGUACUUCCCUGAUCAGGAACGAGCGGAAUGGUUCAACCGCAUGAUGCAUCAGCUGUGGCCGUUUAUGAAUCUUUACUUGCAGAACCUCAUCAUCAGCAUUAUGGAACCUGCUGUUAACAACGCUUUGCCAAAAAUUAUGAAGUUCGAGUUUGAACGCAUUACCAUGGGAGACGAAGCGCCUAGAGUUGGUGGCAUGAAGGUUUACAAAGAGCAUAUUGCCCGCGGAGAAAUCGUUAUGGAUGCCCAGAUUUUGUAUGCCGGCGACUGUGAAGUGAAAGCCCGUGUUGGUAAAUUCAGGAUUGGCUUUAAUCAGAUCACUCUCCAGGGCACAAUGCGAAUUAUUUUCAAACCUUUGGUGCGGGAGAUGCCGUUUGUUGGCGGUAUUACUGCUUUCUUCCUGAGUACUCCGGCUGUGGAUUUUAAUUUGACGGAUUUGGCUGAUGUUAUGGAUAUUCCUGGCCUUAGUGAACUGAUGCGCAAAGUUGUUCAAGAACAAAUAAACUAUUUUACCGUUUUGCCCAAUAAAAUUACGAUUCCACUGAUUCAAAAUCUGUCCAAAUAUGACCUAAAGUUUAUUCCGCCUGAUGGCGUUUUGAGAGUUUUUAUUGCCGAAGCACAGGAAUUGGAGCGAGCGGAUGUCGGUUUGAUUGGAAAAGGAAAGUCUGACCCAUAUUGCGUUGUGAAGGUUGGAGCUCAAAUUUUUCAGACUCAAGUCAUUAAGGAGAAUAUCAAUCCCAACUGGAGCGAAUAUUUUGAGUUCAUUGUGGAUCAGGCUAGCGGUCAGUCUUUGGAAAUUGAAGUUUUCGACAAGGAUAAAGGCAAUAAUGACGACUUCCUUGGGCGUUUAACGAUGGAUGUGUUUCCAAUUGUUAAAGAGGGAACUGUGGAUAAGUGGUUCCGCUUGGAAGAUUGUGAAACAGGAAACAUCCGUGUCCGAUUAUAUUGGUUAGGGCUGUCUUCGGAAGCAAACCUAAUUAAUUCAGUCAUUCGAGAAACCACCAUGUUAAGUGAUCGUACCCAUUUGUCAUCGUGCAUGCUGAUGGUAUUUAUUGACUGCGCAACAGCUCUUCCAAAUGUAAAGAAGAUCGCAUCCGAGCCACAUCCGUACUGUGUCGCUACUGUCGGAAAGCAGUCUUACACCACCGUUGUGGCCAAACGAACUUACGACCCUGUAUGGGAAUCACAGACAUCUUUCCUGAUUUCCGACCCUAAAAGUGAUGUGAUCAAAUUCGAAGUCAUGGAUUCUAAAUCCUCGAAAAAGCUUGGCUGGAUAGAAGUUCCCCUGCGGUCCUUGCUUGAGAAAAAUAAUAUGGAUGCCAGUGGUUUAUUUGCUCUAAAGAAUUCUGGGCCUCAUAGUGAGCUGCGCUUGAAUCUACGUCUCCGUUUACUAAAAGCCAUAUCUCUGCCGGAAGCGAUGGCUACCGCACAAAAAAUGGACUUGAAUCCUUCUCUUACUGCCAAUGCUGAUGCCACCGGUCGGAUGCCGAAAGAGCGCACUCCGCCUGAGGGUACGCCCAUUUCCGCUCAAGAAUUCAAGGAAGGAGCUGGAUCUGGAGAUGAUCAUUUUGACGGGGGAAGUGUUGGCAAUGUUCGAGUGCCAGUAGAUCUGGAAGCGGAAAGUGAACUGCGACAGCGAAACAGUACAUCGGCAGCUGCUCGGCUUACUAUGCGCUGGGGUGAAUCUCGUCGUGCUUUAUUUGUCGCUGUCCAUGAAGUGCGCAACAUUUCCAAGCUGGUGCGCAAUCACAAUGUCGGAAAUGCUCACUAUGUGUCGGUCACCUGCAAUGUUGGCCAGACCAAAACUAAGCGGCGCACAAAGGAAUUCAUCGGCGAUCCGGAUCAGCAAAGUUAUGAGGAAACUCUUGAUUUCCCGAUUGACGAUGAGCAGCUUCUGAAAACAGCUUAUUUGGAGCUGAAGGUGAAAGCGAAGAGUGGCCCAUUCGCUAAGGAUGCCGUGGUCCAAACGAUUGUCUCACUGGAGAAUGUUAUUGGAGUGUCGUCGCAUACCGACUGGUAUACUCUGGAAGAAGCGGAUGCCAAGUGACGGUUACAGCGCUCCCGGUUCCACUUGACGCUUUUUGCAAACCGCAAAAGAAAAUAAUCUUUUAUUUUAUGGUGCUCACAUACCGGUACAAGCGAACCGCGGUGAAAUGAUGGCUGCAUUUGUGGUUUCGCAAUUCGCACUCUUUUUAUUGUGGCUUGAAUAGCACUGGCAUAUGCUAUGCUGCUUAUUGGUUAGUAAUGGUGAUAAUUCAAUAGUGAGAAAUUUUAAAAAUGGUUUUAUUGCGGUACUUACAAUACUGGAUAAAACUCGUCCACGUAAUUAUAUUGUGUUGAGUUCUAAUGAUUUGCGGUAGUCGUGACAUAUUUUUGGUCUUUCUUAGAUUAAAAUUGCUGUAUUCUUGUAUUUUCGCGGUCAAUAAAGUUACACAAGGAGUG